GUUCUCGCGAGAGCUUGUGAACGCUUCCUCUUGGUUGGAUAGCGGCUUCCUGGCCGGACUUUUUCCCCCCUCCUUUUUUUUCUUGGGGGAAUUUUCAACUUCUGUUUUCGCUGGUCCUCCGGGCAAAACAAUUUCGGACAGCAUUUCGCGGUUGGUCCUGUGGUUGUGAACGACAGGCCUGACUUGUCUUUUGCCGCCUUUUGUCUGUGGGAGCGCUCGCGAGUCAGAGGCCGUAUCGAAGAGACAUUCCAGCGAUGCACGCGCUAAAAUAAACUGCAUUUCGUGUACUUUUGCGCCUAUGGCAUUCGCCCUUUUUAUUUGACACCUUCAUAUUACUUGGUACAGCUUCUGGAGGCAUGACAGGGUGUUGAAAUUAGGGUCUUACGAAUCUCAGAAACUUCUAUAGCCACUGCGAGGGUUUGUGUAGCAAUUUGAAGGUUUGGAUGUCAGCAGAGACAACCUGGUUGUUCUCUUUGAAAUAGAUAGAUAACUAUGGCACCAAAAAGAAGACCGGUUCCCUUGAUUAUAACCCCCACAGGAGAAGGACAGUCAACCAACAUAGAUGCAGCAGCAGAGGCCAACCUGGAAGCCUUGCAGAGGAAGUUAGGGGAGCUGGACUUGGAUGAACAGCAGAGGAAGCGUCUCGAAGCUUUCCUCACCCAGAAAGCCCAGGUGGGCGAGCUCAAAGAUGAAGAUUUUGAACCCAUAUGUGAACUUGGCGCAGGUAACGGUGGGGUGGUCCACAAAGUCCGUCACAAACCCUCAAGACUGGUCAUGGCCAGGAAGCUUAUUCAUUUGGAAAUCAAACCAGCCAUCAGGAACCAGAUUAUACGAGAGCUGCAAGUCCUACACGAGUGUAACUCGCCGUACAUUGUAGGGUUUUACGGCGCCUUCUACAGUGAUGGAGAAAUCAGCAUCUGCAUGGAGCACAUGGAUGGUGGCUCUUUGGAUCAAGUACUGAAGGAAGCCAGAAGAAUCCCUGAAGAAAUUUUGGGCAAAGUUAGCAUAGCUGUACUCAGAGGUCUGGCAUAUCUUCGGGAGAAGCACCAAAUAAUGCACAGAGACGUAAAGCCCUCCAACAUCCUGGUGAACUCGCGUGGUGAGAUCAAACUGUGCGACUUUGGCGUGAGUGGCCAGCUCAUCGACUCCAUGGCCAACUCCUUCGUUGGAACACGGUCGUACAUGUCGCCGGAGAGACUCCAGGGCACGCACUAUUCGGUUCAGUCAGACGUGUGGAGCAUGGGCCUAUCGCUGGUUGAGCUGGCUAUUGGACGCUACCCCAUCCCCCCUCCCGAUGCCAAGGAACUGGAGGCCAUAUUUGGCCGGCCAGUGCUGGACGCAGGAGGGGCAGAAGGCCACAGCAUGUCUCCGAGACCCAGGCCUCCAGGACGACCGGUCAGCGGACACGGAUUGGACAGCAGGCCAGCCAUGGCUAUAUUUGAGCUACUGGACUACAUUGUCAAUGAGCCACCACCCAAGCUGCCCCAUGGCGUCUUCACCAUGGACUUUGAGGAAUUUGUGACAAAAUGCCUCAUUAAGAACCCUGCUGACAGAGCUGACCUCAAGAUGCUAAUGGGCCACACGUUCAUCAAGCGGGCCGAGGUUGAGGAGGUGGAUUUUGCUGGAUGGUUGUGUAAAACCAUGGGCCUUCACCAGCCCAGCACACCCACUCAUAGCGCUGAAUGAACGCUUGCUCACAGCGUAGGCACCCAUGCCAUCCUCAUCCUCCGCUUUACUUCUUUCCUCUGCUCUCACAGGCCUGUAUGCUUGUAAGCCUCCAACACACCGCUGUGCACUCUUUUUGCCGUUCUCUGCUUGCUCUUCCCUUCCGCUGCAGUGCGUUCUGGGGGCAUUGUUUUUUAAGAGCCACUGGUGUUGGAACAGUUAGUCAUUUGAAUGAAUAUGGAAGUAGUAGUCACUGAAGUAGAGUGGCUGUAUUUUUUUUAACCACCAGAUUAUUCAGGAAUGUGUCCAAAAUGGUAAAAAUCAACAGCAAUUUCAUUAGUUUUAUGUUUUUGUUUUCUUUUCAUGGUUUAUUAAUUCAUUGUUAAUUUUUGUUGCUAAAGUUAUAUUCAUUGGCAGUUAGCGUUACACUGUUAAAAUGGAUAGCAUGGUUCAAUAGCAAAUUUAAUUAUAAAUCAACUGCCAUUUUCUUCUAAUGAAAGAAAGAAAAGAGGGCUACUAUGGAUCAUACCGGUUGGUUUAUUAAAAAGGUGAUUAUUAAAAAUGCAAGAUGGCCAAAGCGCCCAAGUGCAUAUGUACAGGUGUUUAUCUUGUGCAUUGCAGGUCGCAGUGCUAGUGCAUGGCCAAGUAAUCCAUCACGCCAACCAGUGGCCUUGCCGUAAGUUUGCACACAUUAACAGAUAAAAGAAACAUAAGGUUAAUUAGAGAUCCUAUAUCAGACACCCCUUUGGGAGGAUGUGCAAAAACUUAAAACAUACUUGAAAAUAUGUAUACACCUGCGACACCUUUUAAUCUGCUUAACACUGGCCCUCAAAAUGGUUUCAUUAUUUCUUUCUACAGCAAGGCUUGUUUAACUCAUUUGUCACCAGUGCUUGAACGGUUUUCUCAAAUCAUGAUUUAUUUUACUUAAAAUGAUCUUCAGAAGGGUAUAUUUGGGAAGAAUGAUUGUCUAUAACUUAUGCUUCAUUUUUUUUAUUUUUUUUUUUUUUUUUUAUAAAACCUAAAAUGUUUCUUUUGAUUUCAAGUUUAAGUACAAUUAGGGUUGCACCUAACUUUACAGUGCUUUUCCAUUAGCCCUACUCCAACCAAGACCACAACAGGUACACUCAUAGUCUGUUCUUCAGUGGUAUAUAUAAAGUGCAAAGUAAAGUCUCAGGCCACCAUGUACAGUGCUAUGCAGAUCAAAUGAACCUCAGCAGAUAUUGCCGUAUUAGUAGGUCUUAUAAAUACACGGGUGUUACAGAUGGGCAUUGUGAAGUGUGGCUAAAGCCCACUUGCUCUAAAUAGCUUUGUUUCUGUUUUUCUCUCUAUUAAUUUUCAGUAACUGUAUUAUUUACACACUGGCAUUCAGCUCAGACCAAGUGAAUGCCUCGCCACACUUGUGUGUAUAAAAAUAUUUGUACAGUACAAACGGUACUGAUUUCAGUCUUAAAAAUAACAUUUUAUUUUGUUCUUUUGACUAGUUUAAAGAAGAGGAUAUAAGUCAUUUUAUUACCAUAUGGAAUGUGUUGAAUACAGUUCUAAUAUAAAAAUAAAACUUAUUUGUGAAUGAUUA
This is a messenger RNA of Ctenopharyngodon idella (grass carp), 3238 nucleotides long. It is a transcript of the gene map2k2a, whose product is annotated as mitogen-activated protein kinase kinase 2a. The record is from RefSeq and is a predicted model, not a curated record. Gene Ontology annotation, biological process: protein phosphorylation. The transcript is spliced from 11 exons. NCBI's taxonomy places the organism in Eukaryota, Metazoa, Chordata, Actinopteri, Cypriniformes, Xenocyprididae. Gene Ontology annotation, molecular function: protein kinase activity; ATP binding. The coding region runs from base 493 to 1686 and encodes 397 amino acids.